UCACGUCACUCCGCGCUCGGACUUCGUCGUGAGCGGACGUCUCGCGUCAUCGUAGCCGCGUAGACUACAGUGUAACUCGCGUAAUCGUUUUAACAAAACACCGUGGGCUAGUGUAACGUUCUUGUGCGUAUAUAGCAAUUGAAAAUUGUUCCGGACUUACAAUUUUGCUAUCGAUCGUGUAAUUUUUUGUGAUAUUUAAAUUUGGACGGAAAAUUGAACUGUGGAAAUUAAAUAAAUAAAGACACUGCGGAUUUCGUAAAUAAGAAACUGAAGUGCGACAAAUAUUUAAGAACGUCUGUGUUGUGUUCGCGAAAAUAUGAAAUAAAGACUCGGAAUUUUCGGCUUUUAUUUGAUUCGUAAAUAAAUGAUGGGUGUAAACAGUUGUAUGAGCGUGAGGCAGCAGCCCAGGGGCGCGUGCCAUUGUCCGGCUUGCCCUAGGGCUUCGGGUCACGGCGCUCCACUACCGCCACCAACCCUGGUCCUACCACCGAUGGCUUUAGAACCCGAAACGACCCCCGUAAAGGACAAGAAAGGGUCCAAAAUGAAGGUUUUGAAGAAAAUCAAGAAAAAGAUUGGAUUGGCCCCCCGAACGUCCUGCACGGGUGGCACGCCAAACAACUUGCCACCGCUGAGCUUCCACUCGGUGCACGGGGAGAAUGUCCGGGUAUCCCGGGACGGCUUCACCGCCAGACGCGUCGAGUCCUUCUGCAAGGGAGUUGCCUUCAGCGCACGCCCCGUCAGAGUCAAUGAAAAGGUCUGCAUUCGCUUCGUGGAGAUAUCGAACAGUUGGAGCGGCGUCAUCAGGUUUGGAUUUACCACCCACGAUCCGGCCACCUUAGCCCACAGCCUGCCCAAAUACGCCUGCCCAGACCUGACCAACAAGCCUGGCAACUGGGCCAAGGCUCUUGGCGAGAGAUUCUGCGAGAAGGAUAAUAUGUUGCAUUAUUAUGUUAACUCUGCUGGUGAUGUCCAUUUCGCUGUCAAUGGAGAAGACAAGGGACUGUUUUUCUCAGGAGUUGACACACGAAACCCUCUAUGGGCGCUGGUUGAUGUGUACGGAAAUUGCACUGCUGUACAGUUCGCGGACCCAAGAGCCCCAAAUCAGAGGAGGUCCAACCCCAACAUUGAAGAAGACAGGAUCAUCUCAUCGAUGCGCUCCCUAUCCGUUGAGGAAGCUUUACCAGCGCCGAGAUAUCAAAACCCUUUGGUGCCACUCUCCUUGCAUAGAACUAAAGGACGGAACGUUCAUUUCGUCAACGACAGAGGCGUAGCGGCGAGGAUAGAAGCCGAAUUCUGCCAAGGAUACGUGUUUACAGCGCGCCCAAUGCGCCCAGGACAGACUAUUGUAGUCCAAAUCUUGUCUACAGAAACCGCUUAUGCAGGCAGUCUUGCCAUCGGCCUGACCAGCUGUGAUCCGGCAACUUUACGCACAUGCGAUUUGCCAGAUGAUGCGGAACAACUGCUGGAUAGACCAGAGUAUUGGGUUGUGCGUCGGGACGCCGCUAACGGGUUAAGAAGAGGCGAUGAGCUGGCAGUAACAUUGACUUUAGAUGGCGAGGUCCGCGUCAGUCGGAAUGGCUCACCGCCAGUAACGGUUAUGCACGUGGACCAUACUUUAAGGUUGUGGGCGUUUGUGGACAUUUAUGGAGCUACUCAGAAAGUGAGGAUGCUGACGUCACAAGUGCCAGCGCAGACGCCCCCUCAGCAAUUGAGGGUGAUCACAGGGUCUGCUCAGCCCAUAGCGACGGGAGCUGGUGGCACGGUGCUGGUUGUCAGUCUACCGCCGCAGAAUAACAACCAGAAUAAUCAACAGGCUUUGACGCUGGCCAGCGCGCAUUAUAUUGAGCCAAUCCAGACAUCGUCACAGCUCUGCCUCGCUGGUUUACAACCCGCCCCGGUACAGCAAGCCCCACAGGUGCAACCUUAUCGCCGAACAGAAUGCACCACCAGCCAAAACAACGUCAACGAACAAUCCUGUCCUAACGGCGAAGCUGUACGCGUAGAAAGACCUAGACACGUCCCGAAUAGAGUUGAAAACAUGCCGUCAACCAGCCAACAUGGUCACCAGCCUAUUUACUCUGUAAUCGGUGAGGGGAACCUCACGGGGACAGAGUGCACUAUAUGCUACGAGAAUCCUAUAGAUAGCGUGUUAUAUAUGUGUGGGCAUAUGUGUAUGUGCUAUAGGUGUGCUGUGCAGCAGUGGAGGGGGAAAGGCGGCGGGCAGUGCCCAUUGUGUAGGGCGCAAAUUAAAGACGUAAUUCGAACGUAUAAGUCUUGAUGAGGUUAGGUUCCGAUGUGGGUUUGGCUCUGGAAUUUUGUCGCGUAAUAUAACAGUUUAAAAAGUCAAUCUGUCAAAAUGACAGUACCGAUAGAAUUUAGAUUGACAGCUCUAGAUAUAGUGCCGGAUGGCUUACGCUUAGUUGUAGAACUGUCAAAUUCAACUAUAAUGAAGUUCGGUUCGUCAGAAAGGACACGUCAUGUUAAAAUUGAUAAAAACAGUUUUUUCCGUUUAUUAGUAAUUGACUAUAAUUUCAGAGCCAUAUCUCUAUUUUUGCAAUUAUUUAAUCUGUGAACUGUUUGAAGUACGUAAGGGAGCGGGAUGUAGGUACUGUGUUAUUGAUGAGCGAAAGAGACGAAUAGCUGUCUAUAGGUUUCUAUACUAUUUAUGCCAAAAACUGGACGUGACUUUGACAUUUAAUUGACAUUUAGGUAUAUAGCUAUGUUAGAAUCCAAAAAUGUGUAUAUAAUUUAUGGGGUAUGCAUAAUUUAUUUAAAACCUUAUGCAUUUGGGUUUGGGCUAAAACAGUAUUUUCGACGUAAUUUUACCCCUGAAAUGGGGAAAAGUAAUUUACACGACAACACAAUUGCGAUUGGCUGUAUGGAGAAAAUUCUAACGCCAUUAAGUGUUGCUAACUAAAAGUUUCACUGGUUGAAAAUAUAAGUUAUAUCGACAAUUUUUAGAAUAGUAUUUAAACGCAAUUAUCGGGCUAAGAAAUAAACGUUAUGACAUUAUUAAAUAAACGGCAAAGCAUAAUAAUAUAUGAAAAUUAGUAUACAUUUAAUAAUAUAUACUUAUAUUUUUAAGUUUCUAUGUAAAAAUCGGGAUUUCGAAGACAUAAAAUUAUUCCAAAAAGGCGCCCAAAAUCCGCGCGCGUUUUUAUUAAGUGAAAUAUUUAAAAAAUACAUAACCUAACAAUGACUAUGUUUAUACAAAAUAUUACUUGACUAAUUUUACAAUUUUGCGAAGAAAACGUAACUGGAAGGGAGUAUAGAUGGCUUUUUAAGCUGAUUAUUCUAAACCAAACUACUGUAGAAGUAUUAGGGACAGAUACAUUGUAAAAUUGUAGCGUUAUGACAGAAAUCUAUUGAUGAAUCUUACAGUUAAUAAGGGCUAACAGUAGAGGGGGUAAUAUCCUGAAAGCUAAGGUAUUCAACGUCUAUUUUGAUAGACAGAAAGAGACACGAGAUAUUGACUCGUUCGAUUACCAUGACUGUCAACAUUGUCAAAUUAAACUUCGCGCCAUGGUGAAGUGAUGUGAAGUUCGUCAGUCUUUCAAAUGUCAAAUUUCUGCCUCAAGAUAGACUUUGGUGUUACCAUUGCAAAUAAUAUUCUAGCUAGUUAGAAGUUAGCUACAGGGCGACUAGCCUUAUUAGCUAAGAGGCUACGCUAAAAACACUUGUAUAUAGGUCGAGUAGAUAUGCUAGGUGUUAACUUAGGGUUCCUAGGACAUAACUAGCCAGCAAACACGUCCGUCGCGAUAAAUUGGUGAUAGUAAUAAUGCAUUUAAUAAUUUAAAAACCAUAUCGUAAUUUUUACUUUUUUUUCUACUGUAAUGUUACCAUUUAAGAGAGUUGUGAAAUGUUUGGCGGGAAUUUUUCCACACUUCGAUUGGAAUUUUAGCGGAAACAAUCGGUAGAUUUUUAACGCUACCGCACAGUGUUGCUAGUGCUAAAUUUUUCGUAUCGCCUCGGAAAGAUUUCAGCUGGAACAUUUUUUGAAUCGAUCGACAAUAUAAUAUUAUCCAGAGCUUUAAAGAAAAUUAUUGGAGUAAAAAUCUACAAUCAUUCCUUCAAUGCUCAACUUUAUUUCGAGUGGCAACAUUUUCGAAAGCAUAUCAUUUUGACUAGACUUUCUCGACAUAUCCUUUUUCUAACAAUUUUUCAAUUUGUAAAUAUAUUUUUAAUCAUUCCCUUUAUAAGCGUUUUGUAGGUGAUUACCAUUAAUUUCAUUUAUACCAAACUUUUGCCGCCAGUUUUCGAGUAUUUAGUUUUUAAUGUAACUUUGACUUUAGGAUUCUAAAAUUUUGGAAAUAUAAAAUGGGUGAAUUUUUGGAAGUACCUGUUUUUCUAAAGUGUUGGCCACGAAAUGUGGACCUCGUAAACCAUUCGGCUCACAUUAUCGUUCAAAAAAAUGGCAUAUUGCAGGUACUUCAGAAAUUCCCUUAUAUGUGCUCGAAUUUUAAUCUGAGAUUUUCUUAGAAUUUAGAAUCUUAUCGUCUUCUAGUUUAUAACGACAUAUUUAUUAAUAUUUUUUAAGACAGUUACGGACCACUAUACCAAAACAGUGUGACCAGUUUAUGAACAGAAACCCUGCUAAUUUUACAAGAGUUGCGAUUUUCAAGCCAAAUCUUAAAUAAGUAUUUAGUAAAACCUGUAAAUAAAAAUUAAAAUAAGUAAAAUGGUGUCGUUGAUACAUGUUGUUAAAUAACCUCUCGAUAGGAAUUAUUAUUUUUUGUCUAUUUUGGUGCUAGAAGACAAAAAAAAUAUAAAUUACUUCUUUUUCUGCACUUUUAAAAUUCACAAUACAUCUUGUACUUACAUUUUUUCUGUCAAUUGUAAUAAUAUUAAUACUGUAUACUUUUUCUGGAAAUAUUUUCUGUAAGAACAGACUUAAUUUUUAUUAUAAUCCAACAGCUUUAAAUUAUAAUGACGUCCUUCACUUACUAUAAGGACAAGAAAGAGAUAAAGCUAGUUUUAGAGCUGUAAAAGUAUAAUAAAGCUAAGUCUGUUCCUGUCGGAAUGAUGGGGGUCAAAAGGGCCACAUUGAAGAUUAUGUUAUUUGACAUUUUGUCGACAUUGCACACUUACUGGCAUGUCAAAUUACAAUAUUUCUUUUUAGAUUAAUUGUGUCAAUGUGGCCUUUUUAACCCCCUAGCACUAAAGUGUUUUCAAUUUUUGCUAACUCAAGAGAGGAGCAUGUAUCAAAUCUACGAUUCCUCAAAAUUAUUUCUUUUCGAAACUGAUUUUAAAAUGAUAUUUUUAAAAAGACACGCUAUGAAUAAAAAAUAUUUAAGUAUUCAUACAAAAAGCUGUCUUCUAAUAUUAUUGUAAAAUCAGUUAACAUAGCGGCCAUUUUAAAGUUUGGAGUAACAACAAAAUGGCCGACAAGGGGAAAAUUUUGCGCAGUCGUAGACCAAAAAUAAUUUAUGUGAUAAUUUAAUUUCGUUAACGUAAAAAGCGUAAUUUUUCAAGCACCUUGUACAGCGUUGGCAUCUAGUCGAUAGUAAUUUUAAUUUAUUUUGAUUUCGAUACGACUUCUUGAUAAUGUUGAGGUUUUAGUAUUAAGUUUUGAAAAUAAAAAUGGUUAUCAACAUUA
Molecule: messenger RNA, 5596 nt
Organism: Pectinophora gossypiella (pink bollworm)
Lineage: Eukaryota; Metazoa; Arthropoda; Insecta; Lepidoptera; Gelechiidae
Gene: neur
Product: protein neuralized
Exons: 4
Coding region: 365-2278 (637 amino acids)
Molecular function (GO): ubiquitin protein ligase activity
Source: RefSeq, a predicted model, not a curated record